This is a messenger RNA of Macrosiphum euphorbiae (potato aphid), 1575 nucleotides long. NCBI's taxonomy places the organism in Eukaryota, Metazoa, Arthropoda, Insecta, Hemiptera, Aphididae. The record is from the annotation of a GenBank genome assembly.
AUGGGAGACGCCAAGUAUGAUAAUCAUGAAAAUAGACUGAUGUUCAGUUUACAGCAAAUGAUGAACUCUGAACAUUUCGCAGACGUUGUUAUAUGCUGCGCUGACGGAUACAAAUUAAGAGCCCACAAAGUCGUACUAGCUUACUGCAGUUCGUAUUUGCAAACGCUGUUUCUCAGCCAUCCUGGACCUGAGGACAGCGUCACGAUCAUCCUGCAGGACGUCGGGCACGAGGACGUCAGUCGCGUCCUGGAGUUUGUGUACACAGGCGCGGCCGUCGUCCCAGGACACAAGAUGGACGGUUUCGUGACGGCUGCAGGUGCCCUGGGAAUCGGUCCACUGUUAGACCCGCUACGGCACUUGGAAAUGUCCACGGUCCAGCCACAGGCUCCUCGUCAUCCGUGUUCUCCACCCACAGUCGUGUGUGAUCCGACGCCCCUGACGACGACCCCACAGCAGCAGCAGCACCCUUAUUGCAGGGUCCGUCAGCCACCCAGGACCACGGGUAUCCUGACGCCUUCGCCGUGGGCGCAGAAUUCCCGGCCGCCGUGUGCCACUCCCAGGUACUCGGCUCCAAAGACCGUGCAACCUGACCCCAUAGCGAUACCGGUGCAACCGCUAACCGCGACAUCGAUUCAGGUUACGGAAAACCAAAAAGGACCGCUUCUUAUUCCACUACCACCAACGCCGCCGGAAGAGCCAACAAUUGUUUCGAUACCACCGUCACCGUCAACUGACAGUGACAGAGACACGAACCAAAAACUAAAAGUUACCAGCGAUGCUAAUAAUAAUGGGAUCCCGGAGAAAGACCGAAAUUCGAAUCAAACAAAAAGUCAUAUUUGUGAAGAAUGUGGAAAAACUUUUGUAACUAAAGCGUCUCUUAAGAUCCAUCAGAGGACCCACACGGGCGAGAAACCGUUUGUGUGCGAGUCCUGCGGCAAGCAGUUCAGCCAACUGCGCAACUACAAGUAUCACAGGUCCGUGCACGAGGGCACCAGAGAGUUCUCUGGUAGCUGCCCGGAGUGCGGUAAGCUGUUCAACGACCGCGGUUACCUGAGCUCACACAUGAAGAUCCACCGGAACCGGAAGGAGUACGAGUGCGAGUAUUGCACGAAGAGCUUUAACCAGCGGGUGGCGUACAACAUGCACGUGCGCAUACACACGGGCGAGAAGCCGCACAGUUGUCACCACUGCGGCAAGUCGUUCACCAGGAAAAUGUUGCUCAAACAGCACCUGCGCAUACAUACCGGUGAAAAGCCGUUCUCGUGCGCCGUGUGCCACAAGCCGUUCGCCGACAGGUCCAACAUGACGCUGCACAUGCGCCUGCACUCGGGCGUCAAGCCGUACGCGUGCGCGGUGUGCGCCAAGUCGUUCACCAAGAAGCACCACUUGAAGACGCACAUGAACUACCACACGGGCGUCAAGCCGUACUCGUGCGACAAGUGCGGGCUGAGCUUCAGCCAGAGUAGCAACAUGAGGACGCACCUGAAAAAGUGCAGUGCCGUCGCGACACCGCCACCACCGUCCCAGUCGCCACUGGACGCCACAGUGGCGGCACCGGCCGCACAGCACGACUGA